CUGAUGAUGAUCCAGCUGCUGUGCGUGUGAGUGCGCGCGCGGACAUGGAUCCAACUGUGGUGUAGUGUUGAAAGUGGACUCAUUUCCACCAGUGGGACGGACACACUGGACUGACUGAGACAGAGACAGAGAGAGAGAGAGAGGGGGAAAACUUCUGCCACGGCCGCACUCAUGUGAUUUCCCCUUGUUUGAGCCAUGUCCAAGAGCUUGAAGAAGAGGAAGAACCACUGGACUAACAAAGUCCACGAGAGUGUCCUCAGCAGGAAUGAGGAGGGGGAGCUGGGGCUGGAGCUGAAGGGCGGCGCAGAGAAUGGACAGUUCCCGGUUAUCGGCGAGCUUCUCUCGGACACAGAGGUCUGCCACAGCGGCAAACUCUUCGUGGAUGAACUCCUGUUGGAAGUCAAUGAUACCCCCGUGGCUGGACUCACCACCAGGGACGUCCACGCUGUGGUCAAACACUGCAAAGACCCCGUCCGACUGAAGUGUGUCAAACAAGGGGGCGUGAUAGACAAGGACCUGCGCCACUACCUCAACCUGCGCUUCCAGAAAGGCUCGGUGGACCACGAGCUGCAGCAAAUCAUCCGGGACAACCUCUACCUCCGCACUGUCCCCUGCACAACCAGGCAGCCCAAGGAAGGAGAGGUCCCUGGGGUGGAUUAUAAUUUCGUGACCGUUGACCGGUUUAUGGAAUUGGAGAAAAGUGGAGCCUUGCUAGAAAGUGGAACAUAUGAAGAUAACUUUUACGGCACCCCCAAGCCUCCGGCCGAGCCCAGCACUCUGCUGCUAAAUGUAACAGACCAGCUGCUGCCGGGCGCCAGACCCAGCUCUGAGGGCAAGAGGAAGCGUAACAAGUCAGUCAGCAACAUGGAGAAAGCCAGCAUCGAGCCCCCUGAGGAGGAAGAGGAGGAGAGACCCAUUGUCAAUGGCAACGGUGUUGCUGUCACCCCAGAGUCAAGCGAACAUGAGGACAAGAGCACAGACGCUUCAGGAGACAUCGCC
Molecule: messenger RNA, 999 nt
Organism: Sphaeramia orbicularis (orbiculate cardinalfish)
Lineage: Eukaryota; Metazoa; Chordata; Actinopteri; Kurtiformes; Apogonidae
Product: membrane-associated guanylate kinase, WW and PDZ domain-containing protein 2-like
Exons: 5
Biological process (GO): receptor clustering; signal transduction
Cellular component (GO): cell-cell junction; cytoplasm; dendrite
Molecular function (GO): signaling receptor complex adaptor activity; beta-1 adrenergic receptor binding; type II activin receptor binding
Source: RefSeq, a predicted model, not a curated record